AUGACCUCAGUUGAGAAACGCCGCUCCAGACGAAAGAGUGGCAGCCAUCGAAAGCACAGUGAUGGAGGCUACAGUGACACUUCCAGUGCCGGCUCCUUUCUGGAUGAGACUGACCGUGAAGUCAGCAAUCUGACAGAUCGAGCCUUUAGGAGUCUCUGCAUUGGAGAUGAGGCGGUUUAUAAUGACUCAGACCUGGGUGCGUCUUCACCCUGCACCCAGAGAGACAGACAGCUGGCCUUAAGCCACAGUGGUCAGGACAGGGACAGAGAGAGGGAGGAACUCAAAAGAGCUGCACAUGAAAGCUUCAGCCUCAGGAUGCAACAGUAUGGACAGGACUGGACCCAUGGAGGAAUGUACGGAGCUGAGAUCCAAAGAGAUCCACAGUGGGAGGGUUAUGGGGAAAGGGCACAGGGGAGAGUUUCUGCCACAUUCCAGCACUCCUUUAUGGAAACUUCUCAACAAGAGGAAUCUCUAAGAGGAGAACAGCUGUCCUGUCUGAGCAACGGAGCCACAGAGGUGAGUUCACAGCAGCGUAGAAGCCGCUCCAGAGUUUCCUCCCUCAUUAAAGCGUUUAACUCGGAGGGAAACAGAGAUGGAGCGGUUAUGGAUGGCAAACUCAGAGAGUGGAAUGACGACACAAGCUGGGACAAAUCUGCUCUGAUGAGUAUACAAAGGGAACUUUCUGAAUUCUCUACUUCGUACCAGGAAAACUUUAACAGCGUCCAUUUCCCUUCAGCCGGCCCACUCCCACCCCAAAACACCAACUUCUACUCCUCUGAAGUAGCAGCAAUGACUCACAUGAAUUCUGGAUCGGCUUUUAUGAGAUCUUCCCACAGUAAACACAGCAUGACUGCCCAGGUCAACUGCAACUCUAACUUCUUCAUACACAGUGAGUUCAGUCCGUUCAAGGUGUGGAGGGAUCAUAACAGGUUCCCCUUCCAGCAAGGAGAAGUCUCAGGGUUUAUGCAUUAUCCAGACUUCCCAAGAUGGUAUGAAACACCGAUGUACAAGGAGCUUUCACUGGAGCCCCAACCACAAGGUCCUUAUAGGUAUGGAGAGGAGAGAGGGUUCAGACACCCGAGGAAUAACUUAGCACCUGUGGUUCCUCCCACUCUUCCACGCUCCACCUCGACUUCCACAAUGCUUCAGAAAGCUUCAGCUUUGGAGAAACGCUGUGAUUCGGAGCUGGCAGGUCAUUACCAUUACAGGAAGCGGACACAGAGCCUAGGAGCCAACAGGCUCCCAAACCAGCGCCCAUCAACUGCAUCACCAACCAUUGAGAUGUCUCGACGUGUGCAGGACACCAUCAGCUCUGUCAGAGCCCUACAGCAAAAAAUCAAAAUGAUGACAGAGCAAAAUAUCUCCACUGACCUGGCUAUACAUCAACAAGAAGUACCAUACAGCAAUGAGAAUAAUAUUCCCUUUGGAAACUAUCCAACAACAGAGGCACCAAGUGUUGUGAACAGUAACACAAGCACGACUCCCUUCAACAUCAGCCAGCUUCUCACACCUGCAGGCCACGCACAGCCAGAAACGGAGACCCUGGAUGUCAGGAAGCAUACUGUUUCCCCUCAGCCUGUGGAACAUCCGCCAGUGCGUGCCGAAAGCAGGGGGGCCACUCCUGAUGUUAGGAUGUCCAACUACAAAUCCAGAGCAACAAGCCUUCUCUUCAAUCUCAAAGACAACAGAAAAAGAGUGAAAAGCACCUACAGUCCCACCAAAUUUAAAGGCUUGGAGACGCAAGAGAGGAACAAACAGCCUUCAGUCCAGGAGCCCAGAGACACUGUGAUAGAUAUCCCAGAUUUCCCAGAUACAGAAGUGGAGGAAUAUGGCUGGACAAAUGCUGCCCAACAACAAUAUGCCGACCAGUAUCACAGCCAUGGAUCAUCAUUUGCAACGACACAUUAUGAUCCUGUAUCUGCGUAUACAGGCCAACAUUUGGAAUACACUUCGAAUGAUUACCAGACAGCUCAGAUGCAAGGUGAGAUGGUUCAUCACUCUGGCUUUACACAUGGAAACUACACAAGCAAUCAGCUAGCUAAUGGACAGGCGUUUAUUCCCUAUGAGCAAGGCAUGAUGGAUAAUGUGGAAACUCUGGGAGGAGAUGGAUACGGGCAUAAACCUUCUUUCACAGCAACAGAGACACCGAGGUCAAACGUUGUCAAUCAAACUAGAGAACUUCCAAACAAUACAGCAAACACAGAGCAACAUUUUUAUGAGUAUCCAAAGGUGGACAGAUAUCAGCAACUCAAAGACAACCAUUACGAUUAUAAUAAUGUUUCAUGGAAGCAAGAGCAGAAAUAUCAAAACCAACAGGAUUACCAGAAAUUACCAGGGGACAAGUACAGCCUAGAAAACCCACAAAUUAUUCCAAAAGAGCCGGAGGGAAGUCAGUUGGGCAAAGGUUUGGGUGUUGGAGCUUCUUAUACGAUGGACAAUUUUGUCAAUUCUAACAUUUUACACAAACUUCCUAAAAUCAGUGCAUUAAAUAGUAACGCUGAAGAAAAUUCUGCGUAUUCUGGACAACAAAAGCCUGAAACUUUACAGGAAACUCAUGGACAUCUAAAGAAAAAUGGACACAAUAAAGAAAAUGAAAUCAAAGAUGAUUACAUGUCGCAGACUUUUAACAAAUAUGCCAACCAGGGAUACAAAAACCAACACACUGCUCUUCCAGAUAAAGACAAAACUACGCUCACGCAAGAAACAAUUCAACGAGAACAACUCACAUCAACUUUAAAUGGCUAUGUAAGCGAAAGUUUACAACCAGAAGAAUCGAAACCACAGUUUGAACAAAAUACACAGAAGAAUUAUAACCCUUACAAUGUGUCUGACCCCACAAUGGAAAACCAAGGAAAAGAUAAAAAGUUAGACGAGGUCACAGCUGAACAGGACAUGGCAGUGCCUGUAAAAGUACAACACGCCCAAGAAGAACUGGCAAUGGCUCAGCUCUGGGCUAAAGAGCAGCAGCCCAAAGUGGAGUCGUCUAAGUUAAAUUUAGCAGAGCAGACUGGUGCAGAGAAAGUCAGAGGAGAACAGGUCCGAGAAGAACUGUCAGAAAACGAGAGAGUGAACCAGGCCGUAGCAGAAGAAGUGGAGAAGAUGGGGAGGAAGGAUGAUCUGAUAGAGCAGACCACCGAAAAACAACCAGAACUGGAACGCAAAGUGGAGGCUAAGGCAGAGAAAACAAUCGUUCAGAAAGUAACAGAGGCGCAAAAUCAAAUCACAGAGGAAGCAGGGGCACAGCACAUGAAAGAAGAGCAGGAUGAGCAGGUCAAAGUAACUCAAGCCGAAGCAGAGAGGUUCAAAAACGAACACAUAAAAACAGAGCAGGCAGAGACAGAGCGGGCAAAAGUACAGCAGUCUAAAUCUGAAAAGGUUAAAAGAGAAACGGUUAAAGCAGAGCAACCUGAGGAAGAAAAGUUAAGAGCAGAACAAGCUGAAAGAGAACAGACAGAGACAGAACGAGCUAAAGCAGAACAGGCUGAAGCAGAGCGAAGAAAAGCAGAACUGAAGCAGAAAGAAGAGCAAGUUAAAGCAGAACAUGUGAAGGCUAAAGUCGGGGAGAGGGAUUUGAUUCAAUCCAGUCAUGUAAACAAUGCAAAUCUAAUCGCACAGAUCAGUAAAACCAAAGUGGAAGGAGCUGAAGAGAAAGCAGAAGAUCAGGUCGAACAAACCAAAGUGACCAUGUCUAAACUGGAGGCGACAAAAAUAGAGAGGGUGCAGGAAGAGUCCGUCAAACCAACACCAAAACCUACACUGCCAAAACAGGUCAAAAGCGAGCCGGAUAAAGUGGAGCAAGUGAAGACUGAGUUAGCUAAAGCUAAAGCAGAACUGGCUAAAAUAAAGGAGAAGAUGAGAGGAGAGCAAAAACACAAAGUCAAAAACACAGUUCUCACAAAAGAAGAUGAAGUUACAAAAGUUGGUCCUGAAAGUGUGACUACUGAUAAAAAUGAAGAGUACAAAGAUCAAGACCAAGAAGUAAAAACACAUCCACAGAGCAAAGACAUGGAAGGAACUUGGAGACAAAGUGUGAAUUGUAGUGGGAUGGACGAAUAUUACCGUCUCAGGGAAAAAUAUGGUUUUACUGAUACGCCAACAAUCAUCAACACACUACCAGCUACAGGAAAUGUUUCUUUAAAUGAUGCCGACGAAACACCCGAUGUAACUCUCAAUAAACUGGAGACGAAGAUCGAAGAGAAACCGAAAGACAAACACAGUCUUGGGAACAAAUUUGCAACAGCCGACACUGAAAAGAAAGAAGUAAGCAGCUUUAACUCAAACGAGGGAACAGAGAGUCAGUAUGUUUACAGUGAGUCAUCCAAAGAGUUUAAGUUAUCCAACAGUAAUAAUGUUCCCAAAAAUGUGGAAAACAUACCAAAAAAUGACUCUGCGAAAGAUACAGUGAAGGUAGACAAGGUUGAAAAGAUGGAAACAUGUGACCCACCAAUACCACCUCAAAUCCCACAACCAAGAGACUCAAUAUUGAUGACUGUUCCCCCCCUUGAAAGAAAACCCAAGUUGAGUGAGCACAAUGUAGGUCUGAAUAAAGAUUUGCAUUCAAACCCUCCCAAAACACUGUCCCACCACAGAGAGAGAGCUCAGACAAAACAGGAGAUCCUGACUUCAAAGAUAAAAGCUCAUGCUGAAAAAGAGAUCUCUGCAAUUAAAGAAAAGGGGUUUGCUUUACGAGACGGACUUAUGUACAAAACUUCUACCAAACAGUUUGUAGGGGGUCAGAGUAUGAAUAUUCGACAGAGGCCACCAUCACAAGAGGUUCCUAAAAAGCAUGAUGGCACAACGUCCAGUAAUACAACACCAAAGCACCAGAUGGAGCCCCAAGGAACACAGAUGGCACCAGUCAGGUCUGUUCCACCCUCCAACUCUACUGCAGCACCUGUUAUGUCUGCAGCAACAACCAGUCAGUCAGACCUUUUCCAGAAAGUUCCAAAAGAACCAACCAGUGAAACAGUAGUAAAACCACCCACAGAUGCAAAACAGACAGGAACACAUCCCAUGAGACAAGAUGAUCGCUUGGUAGAUAAUGAGAAUGAAGAUAAUGAGUCUCCAAUGCAAAGUAAAGUACAAGCUCUCCAGAACCAGCAAGGAAAACAGGAAUCAAGUCAUGGAGACAGCAACUCUGGAAACGAGAUAGCUGGGCCUAAAAAUGAUCUUGCUAUAGAUGCUGUCAAUCCUAUUCAGGGGAAAGAGGCUUUACCAGUGGUUGAAGUCAAAAGCUCCCAACAAACAACAAAAGAAAAGGCUGAGAACAAAGAAGAAGCAGUUCUUGAGGACUCUGCACCAUCACUUAGUCUUGUUAUUGGUCAGAACAGGACCUCUGUGGCUGACAGUAGCCUACAGAUCAGAGGAAUAAUGGUAACUGUAAGAGAAAGAAAGCCAUCUUUAAGCGAUGAUCAGAUGGCUAACACCGAUCAAGAUCAAAUUAGUGCAAAAGAUGAAAAGAGUAUUUCAGAGCCAAAUAGAGGCUAUUCCAGCUCAGGACCUGAAUCAAGCAAAGAAGAAAAUAUUACCAAGGAAGUCAAGAACGCAGAACCAAAAGAUGGCGCUGGACAAAGUACUCAUCCGACAAUGAUCAAUGACAAGACUAAAGAGAGCAUUACUGUUCGUUAUGAAAACCUGCAAGGAACUUCAAACCCAGAUACAAGAAGCAAUGAUUUGCCUGAAAAUGUCAAAGGGAAAAGAACUGGAGAGCUCCUACACACAGAUAUGAGACCCCAAAGGGAAAUACAACCCCAAGAACCCCUGGCUGAGAAAAGUUCACCUUCCACUGUCACUGUAUCUGCUAAAAAUAACACACUGGCUGAAACUCAACCCCUUCUACACACUACUACAGACAAAACACAGAUGGAAAACUCGACAAACGGUAUACAGACAAAUGAAGUAAAGAGUAAUACCCAAGAGAAGAAUCCUCAAAAAAGGCAAACACCGCAUCCAAAUGAGUCCAACAUAGUGACCAAGCAAAUCAGCCACAUAAACGAUUCAAACAGAAACGGAGCUGAAAAACUGGACAUCCAACCCGCAGUGAAAGACGAUACAAAAACAGUCAUAAAUUCAGCCAAAAGCAGCGACACUGAUGGCAAUAGUGCACCCCAGCAGGAGGACAAGAAACUUCAUCUGGCACAGCCAAAGCCUCCCAACAAAACUAGUCCAUCUUUAAGCUUCACUGAGAAUGAUAACACACAUGUAGAAAACACCCAAGUGGACGAUAAUCUGCACAUAGACAGCAUUGCCAUAAGAGUUGUGCCUGCAGAUUUUGAGAACAUCGCUGAAGUGGAAAAGCAGAAUGUGACGGCUGUCCCUACAGACGUAGUUGCUUCUAAUGAGCAUAAAGAAGCUGCAUCAACUGUUGUUGAAAGAGGUUUGAAAACUCUUGAAGACAAAGAUCACAAUGCAGAAGGAAGUCAAACGCAGUUGAAAACAAGUUCGGAAGAGAAUUCCGUCAUGGAAAGUGUGAGAAAACUGUCUGACUCACUGAAAAAUGGCAAUGAACAGGAGAGCAUAGACCGAACCAGCCAGAAUACCAGAGCAGAAAAUGGAGUAAAUACAAGAAGCAGCACUGUAGAUGAAUCAAAGAGUCAGCCAACAGAGGAAGACUACUUUCAAGUGCAAGGGCUGACCGAAUCACACCAGAACCUGCAGGGUAAAGUAAGUGUGGGAGGAAUCUCAGAUUCUGUUCCAGAAAGAAGAGAACUCCCAGGGUUACUGUCAAACAAGGGAGUUCUGAACAAAGAAUCAAACAUAGAAGGAAAAAAUGAAGUCUUUUUGUCAGAUCAAAGUAAGACAGAGGCACCAAGGUCAUCAAGCCUUCAAGAAGAGAACAUUAGGAGGAACCUAGCCUCAAAACAGAGUGAUGGUCCCACAGAGAGACAUACUACAAAAAAUGAGAAGUCUGAUGCAAAUCAAGCUAUUCAUAUCAGAAAGCAGCACACAGAGAACCGGCCCCGCUUAUCAUCCAGAGAAAGACAGAGCCCAAGAAAUUCUGAUCCGACAAGAGAAAAUGCAAUCACAGAAAAACCUGAAGUGAAACCAAAGCCAAAACCCAGAACAUCCACAAUACCCGAGAUAUCAGCACUUGCAGACUAUGCCAGGUUAAAAGUAAUUGUUUCAGAGGACAGGGAAAACACUGUUCAGGAAUUCCCACCCAAUAAAAAGGAAGGAUUCUUCCCACUUAUACAGACUCGUCAUAGCAGACGCCCAGUGUUCACCGACCCACAGGACUUCACUGUGAAAGAGAGAGCUUUGCCAAACAAAACAGAGGUCAGCUCCAAAGUGAACAAAGAACCCAAACCCUUGGUGUUUCCCAUUACAGAGAAGGAACAUCAAAGGACGGGGAUGUUCAAACUAGGAGACAAAGAAAGACAAGAGAAACAGUUUUCAGAUGCCAAAGCCAAUGAGGGUGUAUCAGACGCUCAGGUCAAACAUUCACAACAUAUCCAAGAAAGACAAAAGUCACCGAAAACUCAUCUUAAAAAAGAGGGAAAUGAAGAAGUACCACCAAUCUAUAAUCAGAGAAGGCAUCAAGAAGAUCAGUCAAAUAAUCCUCCCUCGCAAACACCAACCUCAUUCUCUGCACACAGUAGGCCAGGCAACAAUUCAAUGUCCCAACAUAUAAAGCCAUUGAGUUCACAAGAAAAACAUGAAGAAUUUUUACAAACAGCUGAGAGCACACCAUAUCUGGAUAAAAACUCCCAUCCAAAACCAACUUUGAGGCAAGUUAACAACACUCAGGAAAGCACAAGAAUAAGAAAAGAUGAGAAGAUUGAAAAUGCUCUCGCUGAGAAAGUCAGCGUGGACAAACAGCUUGAAGACACCAAGGUGAAACAGCAGAGCAGAGCAAACCAGUUGGAGGGAGAGCAUCCAUCCAGGAUAGAUGAUCAGAAAAGAGAAGAGAACAUGAAAAGACAACACAUAAUUGAGGAGAGUAGAGCUUCACUGGCUGAAGAAGAGAGAAGAGCAGCCAAGAGAGAAGAGGAGAGAAGAACCAGAGAGCGAGAUGCCAUAGCAAACAAGAUCAAGGAGAGACGAGAAAAACAAAGAGAAGCAGAAAGAAGAGCUGAGGAAGAGAGAAAAAGAAAAGAGGUAGAAGGCAAGAUCGCUCAACAAGAGGUAGUGAGGCAAGUCAAAGAACUUGAGGAGACAAGGCACUUGAAAGCUGAGGAACAGCAGAGAAAAAUGGAUGAGGAGAGAAGGCUGAAAAAGCUACAGGAGAUAGAGGGGCUAGCUCGUCAAGAGAUUCAUCACAGAAGAGCAGUUCAAGAGGAGCAAAAGAAGAGAGCUGCUCUAGAGGAGCAACAAAAGAAAGCUGCAAAGGAGAAGCUGGAGAAAGAGGCUGCUGAAAAGGAACAGCUCAAGAGAGCUUUACAUGAGAAGGAAAUGAGAGCAGCACUAGAGGAGGAGAGGAGAAAAGCUGCUCUGGAGGAGCAGAGGAAGAGAGCUGUUCAAGAGGAGAAAGACAGAAGAGCUGCACAACAAGAUCAGGAGAGGAGAGCUGCUCUAGAGGAGCAGAGGAAGAGAGCAGUUCAAGAGGAGCAGCAAAGAAGAGCUGCACAAGAGCAGAGAAGAAGAGCUGUUCAGGAAGAGAAAGACAGAAGAGCUGCACAAGAAGAUCAGGAGAGAAGAGCCGCUCUAGAGGAGCAGAAGAGGAGAGCAGUUCAAGAGGAGCAGCAAAGAAGAGCUGCACAAGAAGAUCAGGAGAGGAGAGCCGCUCUAGAGGAGCAGCAAAGAAUAGCUGCACAAGAGCAGAGGAGAAGAGCUGCUCUGGAGGAGCAGCAAAGAAGAAAGGCUCAAGAGGAACAAGAGAAAAAAGCAGCUCUGGAGGAGCAGCAAAAAAGAGCUGCAAGAGAGGAGCAGGAAAGAAGAGCUGCUCAUAGAGAGCAGCAAAGGAGAGCUGCACAAGAGGAGCAGGACAGGAGAGCUGCUCAAGAGGAGCAGGACAGGAGAGCUGCUCAAGAGGAACAGCAAAGAAAAGCAGCACAAGAGGAACAGCAAAGAAAAGCAGCACAAGAAGAACAGCAAAGAAAAGCAGCGCAAGAGAAACAGCAAAGGAGAGCAGCACAAGAAGAACAGCAAAGAAGAGCAGCACAUGAGGAAGAGCUAAGAAAAGCAGUACAAGAAAAGCAACAAAAGAGAGCAGCACAGGAGGAGCAGCAAAGGAGAGCAGCACAAGAAAAGCAGCAAAGGAGAGCAGCACAAGAGGAAGAGCAAAAGAGAGCAGCACAAGAAGAGCAGCAAAGGAGAGCUGCUCUUGAGAAACAACACAGGAGAGCAGCACAAGAAGAGCAGCAGAGAAGAGCUGCCUUCGAGGAGCAACAAAAACGAGCUGAUUUAGAGGUGCAGCAAACAAAAGUGGCUAAAGAGGAGCAGGACAGAAGAGCUCAUCAAGAGGAAGAGCAGUGGAGAGCUGCUUUGAUUGAGGAGCAAUUGCAAGCAAAACUGCUUGAGGAGAAGAUACUUUCUGACAUUGAGGGGAGAAAUAGAAGAAAAAUGAGAGAUCAGGAGAGAGCUUCACAAAUCUCAAAGGAGGAACGGGUCGUAAAAGAUCUGGAUCAAAAGAAAGCAGAGCAGUACAACAAUGAGGAGCACAGAGGAGAGAGAAAGAAAAAGGAGGGAACGGUCAGAGUCCUAGAGGAGAGUCAAGCAGCACUUAAAGAGGAGAAGAGAGACGCACAGGAACAGAUGCUGAUUCAAAAUGAGGGAAGAGAAAGAGACAAGGCAGCUCAGAGAGUGGAUGCUCUUCAGUACUAUGCUAUCACCUCAACAGACUCUGAAAGAAAUCCAAAGGAGAGAGAAUUGUACUCUUCUCAAACUCCCCAACCAAGAAACAAUCAACAGUAUGUGCAGGACUCAACUGAGGACUCUGAAAGCCCUGCAAGAUCUCAUAGGCCACAUGCUCCUGCAUCUCCAGCCCCUCCUCGCUCCAACACUUCCUCUCCUGCUCUUGGAGUCAAACCUUCAAUGUUCAGGGUUAAGGAUAACACCUUCAGAGGUUCCUCUUUUACCAAGUCAGUCAAACCUCGUUUCCACAAAAACUUUGGAGAGGAUUACAGAGUGGGCUCUCCCAUUGAAAGGGGGCCAGAGGAGGAGCAAGAGAAGAUGAGACGCAGUGCUGGAACUCCUGUCCACCCUGACAUGGGAUCAAACAGACUCGCUUCAAUCAGGGAAUUCUCCAGUUUUCAACCAUCCUCUUCAUCACAGGACAACUCAGCACCUGUUCCACAACACAGACCUUACUCCAGGAGAAGUAUUGCUCUGGAUGAAGAUGACUGUCGCUCUGUCAUCAGUACCACGUCGGAGGGUGUGGAGAGUUUCGCCACCAGUGCAGCAGACCUAUCAGAGAUAAGAAGCUUGUACUGUGAUGAGAGGCCUGAAUCAGCCUGCAGCUUCAGCAGUGAUGUGUCCCGCUCUUUAGGCAAGCCUCCAGUUGUUCCACCAAAGAGUGAGAAAGCCUUACGCAGAGCAAAAAGGUUGACUUCUCGUAGAAUCAACAAGGAGUUGUCCAAAGCUGGAGCAGACAGCCCUGCUGGAGUAGAGAAACCUCACAAAGACGUCUCCAGUACGCCAUCCUCUUCCACUGAGGUACGCCCCUCAAACAGCCGUGCCUUGGCUUCCCCUCAUUUUACCUCACCUGUAUCCCUUGCUCAUGCUCCAACAUUGGGGUCAAGCUUGCCUUCUUCCCACACUGAGUCUCAGUCUUCUUAUAGCUCUUUUCAUGCAUCCCCUCAUGCCACUGGCCCUGUCUCCCUUCAAGUAGCCUCCCCUCAUGCUGCUGCCCCUGUUUCCCUCCCUGUUGUCCCAACCCAUGCUACUGGCCCUGCUUCCCACACUGCUGCCCCCAAGACAGUUGCUCAUGUUCCCUCUUCUCCAACUCUCCAACGUGCCAACCACCCAGCUCCAGUGACACAGUACCAAGUAGAGUCAACUUAUCCCCAGUCCUACCCAUUGACGCAGCGUAAAGUGCUGCAAGACAUUGGCUCUGGUCAAUAUUUUGUAGUGGACGUGCCUGUUCCAGUGAAAACAAAAACUUUCAUUGACCCAGAAACAGGAAAAUAUGUUCAGCUGAAUGUGCGCGAGUCUGCUCAGAAUACUCCUAGACCCCAGCGAAAGCUUCAGCAUCAGCAAGCAUACAUACAGCCUCAGCUUCAACCACAAAUGCAGGCCAAACCACAGCAACAGCCCCUCUCCCCGACUUCUCCAGUUGGCAAACCUGUUGUGCUUUAUGAUGGCUACCAUGGUUAUCCCCAAGGAUACCAGCCUGCUGCUAACAAAUCCGUUCCCCACCACAGGUCAUCCACUCCUGGCACUUCCCACCAGGACCAACAGCAGGUCAGGGAGAGCAGCAGCUAUGGAUAUCCAGCCCCUGAAAGUAGACAGAACUCUGAAGGGCCUCGCUACAGCCCAGAGAAGACUCCGUACAUGGACACUGUUAAUGAUUCAAGCAAAACAUAUAACACAGUUUACAACACACACAGCCCACAUGAGUCGCUCCCAGAGUGCGACACAAACAGCCAGCUUGCAGGAAGCUCAGUGCGUGAAAAUGAUAACUCAGCCCACUCAAGAUAUCAACCCCGAGAAAUAAUAACCAUAAGUGAACUCGAGGACUUUAUGGAGGUGUCUGACUGGUGA
Xyrichtys novacula (pearly razorfish) is the source of this 11640-nucleotide messenger RNA. The record is from the annotation of a GenBank genome assembly. Lineage: Eukaryota; Metazoa; Chordata; Actinopteri; Labriformes; Labridae.